AUGCAUCAACAACCACCAAUCUACGGCGCUGCUAGCGAGCCUCCCGCCAAACAAUUUUCUACCCCACAUCGUGAUUGUGGUCCCCUCGACACUCAGUCUGCUGCUGCAAGGCCGCCAAAGCAAGUAUCGCCGGAAUUUGAGUUUCCUAUGCCCUACAGCGGUCUUCCAGUGAAUUCACACGCCUCUGGGAUAACUGUCUCGCCCGUGGGGCCUUUGCCGCGUCCAACUCUUUCGCGAGAGUGGGAACACCCCGCCCACCUGCCUCCGGAAUCGCUUAGGCGCGAUUACAACUUUGCUAAGCCAGCAGAGAACCCGGAAUAUCUGGUUGAAAGGCAUAGCGACGUAAUUCUGAAAAGACCAAGGGCACUGUCCGUUACCACUCACAGAGACGACCGUCCAAUCGGGACGAAUUUGAUGGACCCCAUCAAGCAAGAUCGAAUCUUGAGCGCAGUGAAUGACCGGUUAUCACAAUGUGCUUUUGACUUUGUUGCAAAGUAUCAAUUUCCGAUUCCACUGGAACCGGACAAGAGACAGGUGAGGGUUCCCUCAGACCGUGAAUGGACUGAGUGGGUAUAUCUCCUUAAAAGACUAGCCACCAAGCGCCGCAUUCCCGCCCGGGUUUUGUAUAAUGGCCAAAUCAAACAAUUAGUCACGGUGCUGGAGAACUCCCUGGAAAUGAGGCAUGCUGCCAAGCAUCAGUCCAGACCCAUCAAGGAUGAUCGAAAUGUUCUUCAGCUAAUUUCAGCUGGAACCCAAGUGGCAAAGAUCCUUAAAGAUGCCAGUGCCAUGGAGUUCUUAGACCGUCUUUAUGUUGACACGGAGAAGCGCAUUCAGGAUCGACGUACUCGCCGGGUAAAGUUCGCCAAUCCAUGA
Molecule: messenger RNA, 873 nt
Organism: Aspergillus bombycis
Lineage: Eukaryota; Fungi; Ascomycota; Eurotiomycetes; Eurotiales; Aspergillaceae
Exons: 3
Coding region: 1-873 (290 amino acids)
Source: RefSeq, a predicted model, not a curated record